Phragmites australis (common reed) is the source of this 1853-nucleotide messenger RNA. Its product is annotated as 2-oxoisovalerate dehydrogenase subunit alpha 2, mitochondrial-like. NCBI's taxonomy places the organism in Eukaryota, Viridiplantae, Streptophyta, Magnoliopsida, Poales, Poaceae. Gene Ontology annotation, molecular function: oxidoreductase activity, acting on the aldehyde or oxo group of donors, disulfide as acceptor. Bases 187 to 1623 code for a protein of 478 amino acids. The transcript is spliced from 9 exons. Gene Ontology annotation, biological process: branched-chain amino acid catabolic process. The record is from RefSeq and is a predicted model, not a curated record.
UCCCACCUCCACUCGCUCUUUCCAGCUCACUUCCUCUCUCAUCUUCCACUGCUUGCUCGAGCUUCUCGUCUGGCUCUACCCAAUUCCAACACCGCCACCUAUAGAUACUGCCACUCUCGCCGGCCAGCUGUCACCAUUUUAGAGCAUUCGAGCUAGCUGUGCAGUGAGAAAUUGCCAGCGUAUGACAUGGCGCUUUGGCUGGCCAGAGCGUCCAAGCUGGCGCGCCGUGCCGCGAGAAGGCUCCCUCCGCUCCCGUCUAGCCACGGGGAUACCACUCCAUGCUUCUUGGGCUCACCUCCGCCGGAUCUUGGACCGCCAGCGGCGGCGGAGUUCAGCCGUGGGUUCUGCUCCGUCCGGCGCUUCGCCGGUGAGAGCACCAGCAUCGUGGAGAAACCGGAGAACGGGUUCGCCGGCGACGAUCAGGUACUAGACUUCCCUGGUGGGAAGGUUUCAUUUGUUGCUGAAAUGAACUUCCUUCCAGAGUCGCAAAGGGAAAGGGUCAACUGUUAUCGCGUUCUUGAUGAUGACGGAAGAACUAUAUCUGGCAGUAGAUUCCGAGAGGUCAGUAAGGAGGUGGCUCUGAAAAUGUACAGCGACAUGGUUACCCUCCAGAUUAUGGAUACCAUCUUCUAUGAAGCACAGAGGCAGGGUAGAAUCUCCUUUUAUCUCACUUCCAAUGGUGAGGAAGCGAUCAACAUCGCCUCUGCUGCUGCACUUACUAUCGAUGACAUUGUGCUGCCUCAGUACAGGGAACCUGGUGUUCUUCUAUGGCGCGGCUUCACACUGCAAGAGUUUGCAAACCAGUGCUUCGGGAACAAGCUGGAUUAUGGUAAAGGGAGGCAAAUGCCAAUUCACUACGGAUCGAGACGUUUGAAUUAUUUCACGGUCUCAUCGCCUAUUGCUACGCAGCUCCCUCAUGCUGUUGGAGCUGCCUACUCUCUGAAGAUGGACAAAAAGAACGCAUGUGCCGUCACAUAUAUCGGCGAUGGCGGCACAAGUGAGAUGAAAAAUGUUCAGGGAGACUUCCAUGCGGCACUGAAUUUUGCAGCUGUUAUGGAAGCACCGGUGAUCUUCUUCUGCCGCAACAAUGGCUGGGCAAUCAGCACCCCAACUACUGAACAAUUCAGAAGUGAUGGAGUGGUUAUCCGUGGUCAGGCUUAUGGGAUCCGCGGUAUCAGAGUAGAUGGCAAUGAUGCUCUUGCUGUGUACAGCGCAGUCCAUGCUGCCCGGGAAAUGGCUAUAACUGAAGGAAGACCAAUCUUAGUCGAGGCACUGACUUAUCGAGUUGGCCAUCACUCGACAUCCGAUGAUUCAACCAAGUACAGGCCGGUUGAUGAGAUCGAGCAUUGGCGCACAUCAAGGGAUCCCAUUUCCAAAUACAGAAAAUGGGUUCAGGGGAAUGACUGGUGGUCUGAUGCUGAAGAAUCUGAACUCAGGAGCAGAGUGAGACAAGAGCUUCUUCAAGCCAUUCAGGUAGCAGAAAGAACGCCCAAACCACCGGUUGCUGAGCUAUUCACUGAUGUUUAUGAUCAAAUUCCUUCCAACCUACGCGAACAAGAGCAAUCGCUGCGGGAUACAAUCAUGAAACACCCUGCUGACUACCCAAUUGAUGUGCCUGUUUAGUUUUCUUGGCCUUAGAUAUGCGAUGUCGUUGUGUAAGUAUUGAUGAUUCAGGUACAUAGCACUAAUAAACAAUAAUAGUGAUUCAGCCAAUAAACUGCUGAUCCAACAGGCUCUAAAAUAAUAAUGCAGUCGGCUGAUGUUCACAGCAACCUGAUAGAUGUACUAUACUGUUGCUGAUAUUUAUGGGGAAUAAUGCCAUACUGAGAUAUUUCAACGGCAGCACAACAUGC